UUAGCCACCCAUCUCACUUUUCCAAGCGGUUCUGGGCGGCGUACAUAUGCCACCUUUCCCAAUGUAUAAUUGCAAUUUAAGCUUCCUGAACCAUCUUGUAUCAAAAUCAAGAAUAAGUUUACAUUUCCUAUUUGAGAAAGUUGCCUAGGAAGCCUUAUGCUGAGAAAAAUGAAAGAGCACAAUCUAAAACCAUAGUGUGUGAAAACAACCACUUCCAUGACCGAGGCAGGUUGACAAAUAUGUUCAAUAAAUUCUUACUGAGACACAAAGAGAUCAUGCCUACUUUGCUUUAGACUAACCAGACUCUCAUAUUCAUGAAAUAUUUGGGUUGGGAGUUCCUGGCUAAUCUGUGGAACAUCUACACGUAGCAGAAAUUUAGAUUCUGCCUUCCUCUCCUUUGAUCCCCUUAAUAUGUUCAGAAUUCCUAAUAACACAAGAAAAGUUAUCAAGCCAAAUUAAAGAGAAAAGGAGAAAGAAUUAUUACAGGAUAUAUUGACCAAUGUAGUGCUAAACUAUUCGGAAUAAUAUGUAAUUUAGGGAGAUAAAUAAAAUAUGCCAAUCUAGGCAGUAAACAUGGAGGAAACCCAUAACACAUUAGUAGCAGCUUCAGACAUUUCCUAGAAACUGCAAAAUUUUCUCAGGUUCCAAAACAUUUAUUAAAAAAUCAGUAACACCAGAAUUUUGAUGGCUGCAUAUAAAUUGAGCCUGUCCUGGGUUUGCAAUAGUUGGAAUGACAAGCUGUAAAUUUCAGCCAAAGUAACUGUUAAAAUCUUAGCAUCCACAUUUAUCAAAGAAAUAGGUCUACAAUUGGAAGAAAUUGUGAUCUUUAUUUGUUUAGAAAGGGCUAUAACUUUUCCCUCCUUCCCUUUUUAUUUGGAAAAGCUUCAAGGUGUACCUCUAAAAUUGUCACUAGCCUGCUUAAGUAACUCCUUUAGUAGACCAUAGGAAUGCUUAAUGUAGCUUAAUUUCAGCAAAGCAGUAGAAGAACAUUGUUUGAUGACUAGCCGGUUAAGCAUGGGCUGAAGGACCAUGUUGCUCGAUGGCUCUGCUAUUGGUUGAAGGAGCAUGCUGAAACAUGGCACCCUACAAGGUCAUGGAUCAGCCCAUCUUAGUCCAUGAUUUGGUUUCUCACAGUGGCCAGCAAGAUGUCUUUGGGAUGCUCCCGAGUAGGAGAUGCCCUCGCUCCCCUGCCACUGCUGUUGGAAGUAACGUGCUGAGUCUUCAAGACCAACAGCCUCUCUGGGCCUGACAAAUGGCUGCACUUUUCUAGAAAAGCAUGUUGGAAAUCACGAUGGAUGAACCAGGCGCAGUUUUUGAAGAACUGUUGGCGAGAGCAAAAGCUGGAGAACCCAAAUCACAGACAGAGGUGGGGAAGCACUACUUGAAGCUGGCGGAAGAGCACGAUGAGGAGCUGAACAGUUGCAGUGCUGUUGAGUGGCUGGUCCUGGCUGCCAAGCAGGGGCAAAGGGAAGCCCUCAAAAUGCUGCGGAGUUGUUUGGCAGAAAGAAAAGGCAUCACUUCAGAAAAUAUGCAAGAGGUGAAGAGAUUAUUGUCUGAGACUGAUUUGGAAAGAGCUGUGAGAAAAGCUGCUUUAGUCAUCUACUGGAAAUUAAAUCCAAAGAAGAAAAAGGAAUUGGCAGUUUCAGAACUGUUAGAAAAUGUUGGUGAAGUGGACAGUGAAGGCAAGGGGGACCAGUGCCCUGGGCCGCUUCCAAAGACUGUCCAGAAGCAGAGGAGGAUGCUGGAGAGACUCGUCAGCAGCGAAGCCAAGAAUUCCAUUGCCUUGGAUGAUUUUGUUGAAAUAACUAAGAAGUACGCCAAGGGCAUCAUCCCGCCAAGCUUGGUCGUGCAGGACGACGAUGACGAACUGACGGGAAAGAGUCCUGAGGAGCUCCCGCUCCGGCAAAAGAUCAUCAAGUACCCCCUUCAUGCCAUCAUGGAAAUCAAGGAGCACCUGAUAGAGGUGGCAUCGAAAGCUGGGAUGCACUGGCUGUCCACAAUAGUGCCAACCCACCAGAUCAACGCCCUCAUCUUCUUCUUCAUCCUCAGCAACCUUACCAUCGAAUUCUUUGCAUUUUUCAUCCCGUUAGUGAUUUUCUACCUUUCCUUCAUUUCCAUGGUGAUUUGCACCCUGAAAGUCUUCCAAGACAGCAAAGCUUGGGAAAACUUCCGCACCCUCACGGACCUGCUCCUUCGUUUUGAGCCGGACCUUGAUGUCGAGGAGGCGGAGGGGAAUUUUGGCUGGAAUCACCUGGAGCCCUACUUUCACUUCCUGCUCUCGGUGCUCUUCGUCCUCUUCUCCUUCCCGGUAGCAAGCAAGGAAUGGAUGCCCUGCUCAGAGCUGGCGACCGUUUCUGUUUUCUUCAUGGUGACAAGCUACCUGAGCUUGGGCACCAGCGCAGAGCCCUACACGCGAAGGGCCCUGCUGACUGAGGUGGCUGCGGGGGCCCUCUCUCUCCUGCAGGGGGCCCCUGACCACUGGGGCCCCGUGAAGAUCCUGGGUAAGACCUUCUACAGCAUUCCGCUCGGCAACCUCUUGGUGCUGAACCUGAGCCUCCCUUGCCUUUUGUUCCUGUACUUGUUCUACCUUUUCUAUCGCAUGGCACGGCUGCGGAAGUUUAAAGGCGUCUAUUGCUACUUGAUCCCCUACUUGGUCUGUUUCAUGUGGUGUGAGCUCUCCAUUGUGAUUUUACAGGAAUCGACCGGCCUUGGCCUACUUCGUGCUUCAGUGGGUUACUUUUUAUUCCUGUUUGCCCUUCCUGUCUUAAUAUUGGGCAUUGCGCUGAUGUGUUUUUUCCACUUCCUAAGAUGGUUCAUAACGUUAGAGCUGAUAAAGAUUGUGGUGACUCUCGUCCUGUGUGUCAUUCCUUUGCUUUUCCACUUGUGCACAAGGGCCAGGGUCUCUGCCGUUGAAAUGGUGAAAUCUCUGACCAAGAGUUCCAUUGUUAAGCUUAUUCUGGUAUGGCUGUCUGCGAUUGUGUUGUUCUGCUGGUUUUAUGUGUAUCGCUCAGAGGGGAUGAAGGUGUAUAACUCGACGCUGACGUGGAACCAGUAUGGGUUUCUCUGUGGGCCCCGGGCCUGGAGGGAAACCAACAUGGCGCGGACUCAGAUUCUGUGCAGUCAUCUGGAAGGGCACCGGGUGACGUGGACGGGGAGAUUCAAGUACGUCAGAGUGACCAGCAUCGAUAACAGUGCAGAAUCUGCAAUAAACAUGCUUCCCUUUUUUCUGGGGGACUGGCUGAGAUGUGUGUAUGGAGAAACCUAUCCAGCAUGCGACCCCAAAAACAUGACCCUGGAGGAGGAGGAGCUCUGCCGCCUGAAGUAUUUGACCAAACACGACUGUCACAUAAAGAGGUUCGACCGGUAUAAAUUUGAAAUAACGGUGGGCAUGCCUUUCAGUGGCGGAAACGGGAACAGGGCCGUAGAGGAGGAGGACAUAACCAAAGACAUCGUGCUGAAGGCGAGCCACGAGUUCAAGCAGCUGCUGCUGCACCUGCGGCAGGGCAGCGUGGUGGAGUUCAGCACGAUCCUGGAAGGCCGUCUCGGGAGCAAGUGGCCUGUCUUUGAGCUGAAAGCGCUCUCGUGCUUGAACUGCCUGUCAAAACUCUCCCCGGCAGGGAGGCACGUGAAAGUAGAGCAUGACUGGAGGAGUACAGCUCAGAAAGCUGUCAGGUUCGCCUUCAAUUUUUUAUUCUCCCCAUUUCUGUCAGUUGCAUAUUAAGCUUCAGUUAUGACACCUGCUCUGACACAAUCACAUCUGGCUGUCACAAUCCGAUUAGGUUUAACGUGAAUAUUAGUGGAGUUUAGCACGGUGCGUAAUGCGGUCCUAAUCAUUUCUGCAUUGCACAGAUGUCUCUAUAUUUAGAAAAACACCUAAUUGCAUAUUAAAAGCAUAAGCAGGAUUUUCUAAAGGAACUGACUUAUCCACCCAGAGAUGCUAAAAGCACUUUACUCUGCCUUCUACUUUUAUUUAUUCUAGAUAGUUGACAUAAACUUUAUUUCACAGGCGACAACACAAUUCUCAGUUGUGCAGCUGCGACAUACACAGCAGUGUCGAAAUGGCACGCAAUGAUGCCACGACGCAAAUGCUCCAACUUGCUACUUGUGUCACAAGCAUGUAAGUGUGGACACACCGCGGCUGGGCUCCCUUUAUUCCCUCCCCCAGAGAAAUACAUUAUCUGCCAAAUGAUGUCAAUUGCGACAUAAACAGAAUUGAGGUAAUUCAGAGGCUCAGCUGGGCGGCUUUUCUGAGGAAGUGGCCUUCGUUCAGUCACCAAUUUUUUUCCUCGGGAAAGAGGGAAGGAAGGAAAUGGUUUAAGUGAUGGCAUGAUUGGUUAACUUGGAAAUUCAUUCUGGAAAUGGUGAUGAGCAUUUGGUUAUGAAUUUGUCCUUCGAUUACAAGCAUAAAAUAAAGGAUUGAAAAAUACAA
Molecule: messenger RNA, 4429 nt
Organism: Python bivittatus (Burmese python)
Lineage: Eukaryota; Metazoa; Chordata; Lepidosauria; Squamata; Pythonidae
Gene: WFS1
Product: wolframin ER transmembrane glycoprotein
Biological process (GO): calcium ion homeostasis; endoplasmic reticulum unfolded protein response
Cellular component (GO): endoplasmic reticulum membrane; endoplasmic reticulum
Molecular function (GO): protein binding
Source: RefSeq, a predicted model, not a curated record